AUGGCCAUAAUUGAAAGACUCCUUGAAGAUUCUAGUAUUGAUGUUAAUUUAAAGGAUGUCGAGGGAGCCUCAUUACUGCACCGCGCUCCCUACGGGAAGCCGGAAUGUGGUAGUAUUGUGACUAAACUUCUUGAAAAAGGUGCCAAAGUCUUAGUUGCGAAUUCCAAAAAUCAAUCUCCGCUACAACUUGCCUGUCGAGCUGGCGACGUGGAAUCUGUUAGGGCACUUCUCACAUACGGUGCAAACAUCUUGCAUAUGGAUAAUAAAGGACUGAACGCGCUUCAUUACGCCGCUAGAAGUGGGAAUCUGGAGACGUUAUUAUGCGUUCUUGAAGCUUCUGAGAAGGAUAGUCUCAAUAUAGCCAAGUCAAGGGACAAAGCCGGGAGAAAUGCCCUGCACCAUGCGCUCACUGAAUACCCCGACAUGGAACUUGUGGAAUUGCUUGUGAAGAGAGGAGUUAGGGUUGAUGGUAGAGACACCAAGGGGAACUCACCGCUCGCUUUCUACUUUCAGAAUCCACUACCUCUAGUUGAUGGCAGCAUCUGCCAAUGGCUGCUACAGCAAGGAGCCGACCCUUUUGCAAGGAAUGUCCAAGGGCGAACACUUGUCCAUCUGUCUGCUCGUUGCUACAGAAACAUCAUCGUAG
Molecule: messenger RNA, 646 nt
Organism: Hymenoscyphus albidus
Lineage: Eukaryota; Fungi; Ascomycota; Leotiomycetes; Helotiales; Helotiaceae
Source: the annotation of a GenBank genome assembly